This is a messenger RNA of Coregonus sp. 'balchen', 3256 nucleotides long. NCBI's taxonomy places the organism in Eukaryota, Metazoa, Chordata, Actinopteri, Salmoniformes, Salmonidae. The record is from the annotation of a GenBank genome assembly.
AUGAAGGCCCUGAUUCUUCUGGCUUUGCUCGGAGCAGUAUGUAAGAAAAACAAAUCACUCUACAUGAAAGUAGACUGAUGUACAGUAGGCCUAUCCUCGUUAACUAAACUGUUUUAAAAAAUCUGCUUUGUUAAUGGAUCCAUCAUCUUAUUGCUCUUAUGAUCUACUCUUCUGUAUGUAAGUAUGAUCGUUCUUCACUCCACACCUGGUUGUUUCAGUUGCUGCCCCGGUGGAGGAGAGCGAUGAGAAGGUUGUUGGAGGGUAUGAGUGCCCUGCCCACUCCGUGCCCUACCAAGUGUCUCUGAACGCUGGCUACCACUUCUGCGGUGGCUCCCUGAUCUCCAGCCAGUGGGUGGUGUCUGCUGCCCACUGCCACAAGUCGUAAGUACUGACAGGGCUUCACUAAACUGAUGUAGGCCUAUUUGAUGUCACCCCUUGGUGUUUUAGCCUUUAAUUGGGCCCCAGAGUUUAGCCUAUAACAAGUAUGACCCACAGUCUUUCUUGAUAAGAUAAUCAUAUGGUCAGGAAAGAGUCUGGUGUAAUAGGUAAUGUACAGUUGAAGUUGGAAGUUUACAUACACUUAGGUUGGAGUCAUUAAAACUUGUUUUUCAACCACUCCACAAAUGUCUUGUUAACAAACUAUCGUUUUGGCAAGUCGGUUAGGACAUCUACUUUGUGCAUGACACAAGUCAUUUUUCCAACAAUUGUUUACAGACAGAUUAUUUCACUUAUAAUUCACUGUAUCACAAUUCCAGUGGGUCAGAAGUUUACAUACACUAAGCUUUUGUGGACAGGUGUCUUUUAUACAGGUAACAAACUGAGAUUAGGAGUACUCCCUUUAAGAGUGUGCUCCUAAUCUCAGCUCGUUACCUGUAUAAAAGACACCUGGGAGCCAGAAACCUUUCUGAUUGAGAGGGGGUCAAAUACUUAUUUCCCUCAUUAAAAUGCAAAUCAAUUUAUAACAUUUCUUACAUGCGUUUUUCUGGAUUUUUUUGUUGUUAUUCUGUCUCUCACUGUUCAAAUAAACCUACCAUUAAAAUUAUAGACUGAUCAUGUCUUUGUCAGUGGGCAAACGUACAAAAUCAGCAGGGGAUCAAAUGCUUUUUUUCCUCAUUGUAUGCCAUUUCGCAGACACUAUUUUCUAAAGCGACUUACAAGUAGUGUGUGCAUACAUUUUCGUAUGGCUGGCCCCAGCGGGAUUUCAUACAAUCUUAGAUAUGUACUUUACUUUUCAUUCACUCCAAAAUGAUGGAAUUCCUAAAACCCUCUCCUGAUCCUCAGUCGUAUCCAGGUGCGUCUGGGUGAGCACAACAUCGAGCAGAACGAGGUCACUGAGCAGUGGAUCGACUCCGCCAAGCUAAUCAAGCAUCCCAACUACGACAGUUACACCCUGGACAACGACAUCAUGCUGAUCAAGCUGAGCAAGCCUGCCACCCUCAACAGGUGAUUCAUGAGCAGUGUAGGGGAGUAAUGAACUACAUUUAGUUCAACUAGUAAUUUAGUUACAUUUUGCAGUAAUUCUGUGAUAGUUGAACUAAAUAAAAAUCUUGGUAGCGUUUUCAGUAGUUAAUGACUUUUUUGCCAUGUAGUGGUGUAGCUAACUACUGGAACUACACUACUAUUUUUUCUAAAAUAAAAUAUGGGUGAAGUAGGCAAGAAUUUACGUACUUUCUUAUUUGUCAUCAGACCUGUCUAAUUCUCACUUGAAACACUUCUUGUGUGCCUAAUUCUCACUUUUUGUGUUUAAUAGGCUAAAUUACACAUUCUGACUUGCAAUUUGUAGUCUAUGACAUUUCAGAUUUAGAUAUGAAAAUGUUCAUGAAGUAGUUUGGAUGUAGUGAACUACUUUUUCUAAGUAACUUUAGUUAAGUAAGAUAUGUUUUUCUUAAGGGUAGCUUUAGUGUAGCUUAACUUCUUCCAGUGUGAAUUAAUUGGUAGCUUGGUAAACUAUAUUUUAAGAGUAGCUUCCCCAACACUGUUAAUGAGUCACUUUAAGUCUAAGUCUUGAAGAUCCUGUUUUUGUCCUUUUAUCAAUUUAUAAAAAUGUAUUUAUUUAGGCCUAUGCCAUUUGUAUGCUCUUGGAUUUCAGUUUGUAUUGACUGCUGCUAUGUAGGUGUAAUAAAAUUUGAACUUGAACUCUACAGCUAUGUCCAGACUGUGGCCCUGCCCUCCCGCUGCCCCCAGGCCGACGAGAACUGCCUGGUGUCCGGCUGGGGCAACACCAUCCCCAAUGGAAGUAAGUGAGAGGCUGGGAACUAAAGGUAGAAGUUGCACCUAACCAUAGGCCUAGGAUGCGACUAGCCAACCCUCAAUCUUAAACUUAAAACUAUUAGGCGAAUACAAAAUAAUCUUAUCCUGUAUUAGUGGUUAGUGGCACUUUCUACAGUACCAUAACUAUGCCAUGAUAAAGAGGACACAACGUACAGGGGAAAUGAGAGGGGAGUGGGAUUUGAAGUUAAUAAGUGCUUUCUUUGAUUAAAGCAAAGUAACUUGAAGAGUAUGCUUUAUUUGUGUACAUGAUACAUAACAUUUCAAACGCAAGCGGUCUAGGGCUGACUUGAAUGCACACAACACAGCACGUCUUGUGAAGAAUACUGUAUGUUGAAUGAGAGGCUGUGUGAGUGUGGCAUAGCACAUUCAUUGAUUUAUUUCUGCUUUGCCAGACAGCUUCCCUACUAAACUCCAAUGCCUGAGGCAGCCCAUCAUCGAUCACAGAAUCUGCAAGAAUGCCUACCCCCAUCUAUUCACAGAGAACAUGGUAUGCUCCGGAUUCAUGCACGGAGGUGCCAGCAGCUGUCAGGUUAGUCGGCCUAAACCACUGAGAAAAUGUGGGACUGUUUGACUAUACUAGCAAGUUCAGCUACAGCUUUUUCCUGCUUUCAUUCUUCAUCCCCUCUACCACUUGUAUUGAUAAUAUUCUCUAACCAUCUAUGCAUCUUCUCAACACUCUCCUUUAGAUCAUCUUACUACAGUUACAGUAUUCUGUCUCCUGAGAAUAUCCACUUUAAUUCUGACCUUUUUAUCCUCUCUCUCACUCUGUCUGUGUGUGUGUGCGCACGUAGGGGGAUUCCGGUGGCCCACUGGUGUGUAAUGGUCAGCUGCAGGGUGUGGUGUCCUGGGGUUACGAGUGUGCCCAGAAGGGACACCCCAGUGUCUACGCCCGCGUUUGCCAAUACAACAUCUGGAUCAGCGAUAUCAUGAGCAGCAACUAAACACCCACACACCCACCCACCCACACACACACACACACACACAC